Messenger RNA from Poeciliopsis prolifica (blackstripe livebearer), 792 nucleotides. RefSeq names its product acylphosphatase 1, erythrocyte (common) type (gene acyp1). Gene Ontology annotation, molecular function: acylphosphatase activity. The record is from RefSeq and is a predicted model, not a curated record. NCBI's taxonomy places the organism in Eukaryota, Metazoa, Chordata, Actinopteri, Cyprinodontiformes, Poeciliidae. The transcript has 3 exons. The coding region runs from base 156 to 452 and encodes 98 amino acids.
GUUUUGAAAUCGAGAUUGUUCCAUGCACUGUGGCUGUUUCAUGGUUUGUCAACGUUGGUUUUAUUUAACUAAAUUGUUGGACCGAGUCCCAUCUUCAUCCCGGACAGAUAAACCUGGCAGAAAUAGAAACAAGCUGUGGAAACACAAGGUCCGUUAUGUCCGGUGAAGGCUUGAUUUCGGUGGAUUAUGAAAUCUUUGGCAGGGUGCAAGGAGUAUUUUUUCGAAAAUACACACAAGCUGAAGGGACAAAGAUUGGCCUAGUUGGAUGGGUCCAAAACACAGAAGCGGGAACCGUGAAGGGGCAGCUACAAGGUCCAUACAGCAAGGUGGAAAGAAUGCAAGAGUGGUUGAAAUCUACAGGGAGCCCCAAGUCCCGCAUUGACAAGGCCGAGUUCAAGAACAAGAAAACUAUUGAGAGCCUAGAGUACUCCUCUUUCAGUAUAAUCAAAUGAAAUCAGUUAUUUGUUGUCUGUAAUAUUAAUAUUUAUGCUAUUUACUAUUUGUAACACGUUGUAUUUAAAGCACUAAAGUGAAAAUGUAUGCAUUACAUGAACUCCUAAACUUGAUCAGAUCAUAUAAUUAUUUCAAAAUGCCUUGAACAUGUUUCUCAUAGUUAGAACUGCAUUGUUCUAAGAAGACGCACCUUGUUGGAGGGGAUUUUUAGCAGAACUGGUUGGUGAUAGAAAUAUGUUUGAAGUAGAGAUAAACUGAUUUAUAUUAGUAAUGUUUGCCUCCUAAAUAAAAUUUUGUGGUUAUUUGCUGCAAGUGUCACAGUGGAAGAAAACAUUUUAA